CUGUUUUCUUAAAGUCAGCUGCUAGUGUCUGUUUGCAAAAAGUACAACUCAGGCAAAAUACAUUUAUGCGGUGCUUGCUUUAAUAACUUAAUCCUACAGUCUGAAAAGUCGCAUUUAAAAUGUUAACAGUCAGUCGAACAGUUUUUGGAACACUGCAACCUGGCUUGUUUUCGUUGAGAAUUGCAGUGGGUUACAGAGAGGUAAAAAGCAGUAAUGUUGUUCGAUGUCUGUCUCUUUUUACAAAGCGCUGUCAACUGAAGGAUGUGCAAGGGACUGCAAUGCUGAAAAACAACUUUGUACAAAAAGGACUAUUGGACAGGUUUGGGGGAGUCACUGUCCAGCUCAGUGAGCAGGAUUUUCCAGCCGACCUAAAUAUAACAACAUUUGAGGGACUUUUGAAAGAUUCACUAAAGCAGUGGAGGGCAGAUGGCAAAGUGGCUGUGUGGUUGCGUAUACCAAUCCUCCACAGCAGGUUUAUACCUGUUGCAGCCUCACAAGGCUUUGCCUUUCACCAUGCCGAGCAUGACUGCUCCACACUCACCCUGUGGCUGGGAGAGGGGCCUAGCAGGUUACCAGGAUUUGCUACACACCAAGUGGGAGUUGCAGGUGCUGUUCUAGAUGAAGCAACGGGUAAAGUGCUUGUAGUGCAAGAUAAGAACAAGACUACAAAUGCCUGGAAGUUCCCAGGAGGUCUGUCUGAUCCAGGUGAAAAUAUAGGAAACACAGCUGUCCGGGAAGUUUUUGAAGAGACUGGCAUACAGUCAGAGUUCCAGUCCCUCUUGAGCAUAAGACAGCAGCAUAACCACCCGGGGGCUUUUGGCAAGUCAGACAUGUACAUUAUCUGUCGCCUUAAGCCAUUGUCAUUUGACAUUAACUUCUGUCGUCAGGAGUGUCUCAGCUGUGAAUGGAUGGAUGUAGCUGAACUGGCCAGGACUAACCACACAACUCCCAUUACUAGCAGGGUAGCCAAACUCUUGCUGUAUGGACACAAGGAGGGCUUUGAUAAAAUUGAUCUUGCAGUUAAAGAAAUCCCAGCUGUUUAUAAAGGGUUAUUCUAUCAACUCUAUCACAAGGAGUUACCAGAGAUGUAUGAAAAUAUAUGUUGAUAAACAAUGAGUGAGUGAAAUGGUACAAUUAAUGCAUUUUAAAAGCAUGUAUUUCCAAUAUAAACAGUAUUUAUGAACUUUUCCAACAUAAUGAUCCUAACUACUGUUAUCAGG
Polyodon spathula (Mississippi paddlefish) is the source of this 1220-nucleotide messenger RNA. RefSeq names its product nudix (nucleoside diphosphate linked moiety X)-type motif 6 (gene nudt6). Gene Ontology annotation, molecular function: ADP-ribose diphosphatase activity; NAD binding; NADH pyrophosphatase activity. The transcript has 5 exons. The coding region runs from base 120 to 1106 and encodes 328 amino acids. NCBI's taxonomy places the organism in Eukaryota, Metazoa, Chordata, Actinopteri, Acipenseriformes, Polyodontidae. The record is from RefSeq and is a predicted model, not a curated record.